Orbilia oligospora ATCC 24927 is the source of this 870-nucleotide messenger RNA. RefSeq lists its product as uncharacterized. The transcript is spliced from 6 exons. The coding region runs from base 1 to 870 and encodes 289 amino acids. The record is from RefSeq and is a predicted model, not a curated record. Lineage: Eukaryota; Fungi; Ascomycota; Orbiliomycetes; Orbiliales; Orbiliaceae.
AUGGUCAAAAUUGCAAUUUCUGGAGGAACAGGCGAUGUCGCUCAAGAGGUCUUGGACGCCCUCGUUGCAACGAGAAAACACGAGAUCAUCAUUUUAUCCCGGAAGGAUGUUCCUUCCAACCCACUUCCACAGGGGGUGACCCAAGUUAAAACAACCUACGAGAAUGUAGAAGAACUCGUACAGAUCCUUCAAGGCGUUAAUACGGUACUCUGCUUCAUUCUUUCAGAUAUGGAUCCAGGAAGUGUUUCUCAGAGAAACCUUAUCGAUGCCUCGGUCAAGGCUGGUGUGAAGCGAUAUGCGCCUAGUGAGUGGGCUACGUCGAGUCUUGAUUAUCUCUUUUGGUAUGAAGGCAAAGGCAAUAUCCGCAAGUAUCUCGAAGACUUGAAUAAGGAUAAACAGGUUUUGGAAUACAGUCUCUUCCAACCCGGACUCUUCACUAAUUAUCUUGCCGCGCCACACCAAACCGCGAAGCACAUAUUCGCCCACCCGCUGCAAAUCGACUUCGACAAUCGUCGAGCCAUCAUACUCGAGGGCAGCGAGGAUGCUCCCAUCAAUCUUAUCACGGUCGAAGACUUCGCCAAUAUUGUGGCUCUAGCUGUUGGGUAUGAAGGCCCAUUCGCUGUCGAGAAAUUGAAAGAGGAUGACAUCAAAGCUGGGGAUGUGAAAAGCACCUGGAUACCUAAAAUCAACCACCCAUCCCUCCCGGCCGAUCAAGUCGAACCAGUAUCUAAGGUUUUUUUCUCGGGCAUAUUAUUGGCUAUUAAUAAUGGGGCGUAUAGGGUUAACGAUGCGUGGAAGCGUCUUUUACCCGAAUACAAAAUAACUCGUGCUGAGGAGUUCCUAGCUGGCGUGUGGGUUGGCAAGGCUUAG